GGAGGAACUAGUAGUGGAAAAAGUUAAAGUAAAAAUGGCUUCCUUGUCUUUGGAGUCCACAGAACAAUCCGAGAACAGCUCAGACGAGCCAACGGCAGUGGACCUCAAGGAAGAGGAAGACUCUGUUCAAGUUUCGGAACAGUUACUUCAAAGUUUCCAAAAGUCGGCUCUGAGUUUUUCCACUGACCAAGUAUCAUGUCUCUGCGAGGCCCUUCUGCAGGCGGGCAAUGUGGAUCGACUAUGGAGAUUUCUAUCCACCAUACCUCCGUCGUCCGAGCUGCUACGUGGCAACGAGACCAUACUGAAGGCCCAGGCACUGGUGGCUUUCCACCGGGAGGAGUUCAAGGAGCUGUACGCCAUCCUGGAGAGCCACGACUUCCACCCGUCUAACCAUGGGUUCCUGCAGGACCUGUACCUGAAAGCCCGCUACAAGGAGGCAGAGAGGUCCCGGGGCCGCAGCCUGGGCGCAGUGGACAAGUACCGGCUCAGGAAGAAGUUCCCUUUGCCCAAAACUAUCUGGGACGGAGAGGAGACAGUGUACUGCUUCAAAGAGAAGUCACGAAAUGCACUGAAGGAGUGCUACAAAAAGAACAGGUACCCGACCCCGGACGAGAAGAAAAACCUGGCUAAAAUCACAGGACUGUCCCUCACACAGGUCAGCAACUGGUUCAAGAACCGCAGGCAGAGGGACAGGACCCCGUCCGGGACCCACAGCAAAAGUGAAUCUGAUGGAAACCACAGCACUGAAGAUGAGGCGAGCAUCAUGGAUGACACCCCAGACAAACCGGAUGAAGCUGCUGGCUCCACAGCCUCCAUCAUCUCUCUCUCUGCCGUUCCCUGCAGCACAGGAGGCCAACUCAUCCUCAAUGGGUCAAGUGGCUUCCUCACGGCUUCUCAGCCAUUAUUGCUUAAUGGGAAUUCACUUAUCUCCAGUACUGGUGCCGGUGUUAUAAUUAAUGGGCUGAGUUUGAGUGAUUGCCAGACAGUCACACUGAGUCCUGUUGCAGCCAACCCUCCUGUGAUACUCAAUGGGGCUCAGGUUAUAACCAAAUCUAAUAUGAGUGUGCAGCAGCCAUUGCAACAAGCUGUAUCUGUGGCAGAGCAGGUAUCGGCCAUUGAAGCUAAGGCGAGCAGUCUUCAAGCAUCUGUUCUUAGCCCAAACAACCCAAACCCUCCAUCGAUAAUCUCUCUUCCUCUGCAAACCAAGACAGACAGUGGCAAUGCAAUGGAUUACAUUAGUCUGCAUGAAUCAGAGGGCAGCACCCACACAGUAUCCUCCUCCUCUUCUUCAUCUUUAUCCCCCUCUUCACCAAGUCUGUCCUCCCCAAACAGUGUCCCUUCACUAGUCUUGGCACAGAACACACACGAUUCCCUCACCCUCCCAGCCCCUCUGUCGUCUUCAGGCAUGGUCAUGGUCUCCAGUUCUGCUGGGCCUCUCUCCAAUCAGCAUGGGGAGUAUGUUGUCUUUGCCACUGGCAGCUCCCAGUUAAAUCCUUCUAGCUCUGUGGUUUCCUCCAGCAGUACUACCCCACAGGUCUUCUCUCUGCCCCAGGUCGUGCCUUCCAUCCAGGGUAUACCUGUGUCACAGCUGGUCCAGCACUCUUCAGGCACACAGGUGUCCCAGUGUCCUCAGCUGGUCCCAGUAUCGCCACUCACUUCGUCAGCUCCUCAGUUUCAAGGCCCCCUGACAGUGAAUACUGGCAACAGACUAGUGCAUCAGCAGCAGGAUCAUACAUCAACUCUGCCUGCAAGUGCAACAAAUAUAGUCUCUAUUUCACAGCUCAACAACAAUCAGCUGCCACAGCGAAUGGUGCACCAACUGGGGGAACAAACCACAAACUCCACACUCAGCAAAAUCCAGUCUCCACAGGUUGUUUCCAUCUCUUCCCCAACGCAAGUUGUCCCAGUCCCUCAGCCCAAAGGUACCACACCAACACAGCUGGUUCCACUCUCAAUGCCUCAGCUGGUCCCUGUCUCCUCCAUCCAAACGUCCUCCACAAUGUCUUUCCCCCAAGUAGUGCCGGCAAGUCCUUCUCUCUCCAUCCCCUCUGCUGGUGUGCCUCUACAAAUCCUGGCUUCAGCUCCUGCAUCUGGAUCAGUCACACAGGCUCCUCUGAGGAUUAACCAGCUCCGGCCCAUUCAGAAUGUGGGUCCACCAACCAGCAUGGCCCCUGGUGUGCAACUCCUUAACUCUGGAAUCAUUCAGCUGCCCUCUGCUUCUCCAGGUAACCUUCUGCUCGGUGGAAGCCCUUACCUGAGUGUCCAGCAAGGUAAGUUAAUUCUGACCAUCCCAGCCGGCAUUCAGCUCACUAGCUUGCCCCUGAAACCAGUCUCUGAAGCACCAACCAUCUCUGCUAAUGGAUUGAGCCCCGCUUUCACACCCUGCACCCUCCCUGUGGCCUCUCAGGCCUCGUCCACGUCAGGACAAACUCCCAGUGGAAUCACGUUAUCUCCUCUUAACUUCAUCAACUCCUCUCCACCAUACUAUACUCCAGAAACGGGGCUUUCAACCAGCCAGACACCUGUCACCCCCUCCCCUCAUACGCUGGACCAUUCAGUCACCUCCACACUGCCAAACACUCUGACUCCAGAAAGCAUGCUCACCCUCAGUCCCAUGUACAGUGGAGUCACAUCCACCGCCCAUGUGACCCAGCCAGCAUGGAGUCCCGUGCCCCUCUCCACGUCAGCCAGUUUAACUCUGUUUGAUGUCCGUGGAAAGGGGGACCUUCCUGUAGACCCGGGUUUGUUAGGCCUCCCUGGUGGAGAGUCGCUGCUUCUAGGAAGCCCUUCACCAGAGCAGGAUGUGGAAACCAGCUCGCCACUGGGGGAUCCAGACGAGAUGGACGGAGACUCCAAGAUCCUUACUCAGCUCCAGUCUGUCCCUGUGGACGAUGAGCUGGGCUUGUAAAAACCACGCAGCAACCCUGUGUGUCUGAAAACAAAACCAAAACAAAUGCUGCAACAUCCAAAAGGUUAUAGACUCUGCCUUUUAUUUUUUUGUUUUCAUUAAUCUCAAUGAUUUCAUUUCAUUGUCAACCCUCCAUGACUUAAAUGCAGACCUGGAGCCAUCGUGGUCUUAGCUGGCACUUAUGAGUCAAACUCUCUGCAGCUCUAUUUUACAUCGAUGUGCAGAAUCAUAUGGGAUAAUCAACUCUGGUUGAACAUCAGAAUAUUCUUUUUUUUAU
Messenger RNA from Solea senegalensis (Senegalese sole), 3185 nucleotides. RefSeq names its product SIX homeobox 5 (gene six5). The coding region runs from base 35 to 2908 and encodes 957 amino acids. Gene Ontology annotation, cellular component: nucleus; transcription regulator complex. The record is from RefSeq and is a predicted model, not a curated record. Gene Ontology annotation, biological process: regulation of transcription by RNA polymerase II. Lineage: Eukaryota; Metazoa; Chordata; Actinopteri; Pleuronectiformes; Soleidae. The transcript has 3 exons. Gene Ontology annotation, molecular function: RNA polymerase II cis-regulatory region sequence-specific DNA binding; DNA-binding transcription factor activity, RNA polymerase II-specific.